This is a messenger RNA of Fukomys damarensis (Damara mole-rat), 1333 nucleotides long. Its product is annotated as seminal vesicle major clotting proteins-like. The record is from RefSeq and is a predicted model, not a curated record. Lineage: Eukaryota; Metazoa; Chordata; Mammalia; Rodentia; Bathyergidae. The transcript is spliced from 4 exons.
AUGAGAAGCUCACCUCAGCUCUCAGUCAAAUCCCUUCCUGGCAAGAUGAAGUCCACCGUCUUCUUCAUCCUUUCUCUGCUCCUCAUUCUGGAGAACCAAGCAGCUGGGAGGAGACUGCAUGAUUCUGUUGGAUCACAAGACCCUCUGUUAAGUCGUGCUUGGGCCAAAUCACAAGAUAUGGAAGAAUCAGUUUCAGGUCGAGGUCUAAAUGUUGAGGGAAGUCACAUUUCAGAUAAAGGAGAAGAGUCCAUGGGAGAACAUGAGGAAUUUGAGAAAGGACAUAUUUGGCACAAUGUAGAAGAUCCUGAGGGAGAACACGUUUCAGUUAGACGAGAACACCUUGAGAAAAGUGUCCGGCCCAAUGAAGAAGAUCCCAAGGGAGAACGUGUUUCAGUUAGACAUGAACACCUUAAGAAAAGUCACAUUCGGCACAGUGCAGAAGAUCCUGAGGGAGAACGGGUUUCACUAAGACAUAAAAGUAUUGAGAAAACUCACAAGCGGUUUCGCGAUGAUUCCAUGGAAGAUUCCACUGAAAGUCUUGAUCGUACUAUGAAAGGUCGCAUUCGUUUUAAGUGACAAGAACCCAUAGUAGCACUAGUUUCCAUGGAAGGUCAGGAUACUGUGAAAGAUAAUCUUUGGGUCAAAAGUCAGGGUGCCUCAGAAGAACGAUUUUCAGUUAAGGGUCAAGAUUCAGUGCAAGGUCACCUGCAGAUGAAAGGACAAAGUUCCAUGGCAGAACGAUCUUCAGUUACAGGUCAAGAUUCUUUGAAAAGUCGCCUGCAGAUGAAAGGACAAGAUUCCGUGGCAGAUCGAUUUUCAAUUACAGGUCAAGAUUCUUUGAAAAGUCGCCUGCAGAUGAAAGGACAAGAUUCCAUGGCAGAAGGAUUUUCACUUGCAGGUCAAGAUUCUUUGAAAGGUUGCCUGCAGUUGAAAGGACAAAGUUCCAUGGCAGAAUGAUUCUCAGUUACAGGUCAAGAUUCUUUGAAAGGUUGCCUACAGAUCAAAGGACAAGAUCUCAUGGAAGAACGAUUUUCAGUUGCAGGUCAAGAUUCUGUGAAGGACCUUGCUCGGAUCAAAGGGCAAGAUGCCAUUCAGUCGGGGUUCUCAAUUAAAAGUCAAGGAUCUGUGAAAGGUCUCACUGGGGAUAUUUGAACCCUAAAGAGGUGGAUCUUGUCCUGGCUGCAGCUGCCCCAGGCCCAGGCCUUCAGGCUCCCUUCUGGUUCAGCUACUGGUAUCACUACCCUCUCCCACACUGCCCCUUUAUCCACCCAUUCUGGAUGCCCAAGACUGGGGGUUGCCUUUUGUCUUCCACUUUUCAAUAAAAAGAUCUCCU